This is a messenger RNA of Loa loa (African eye worm), 204 nucleotides long. RefSeq lists its product as hypothetical. The record is from RefSeq and is a predicted model, not a curated record. The transcript is spliced from 2 exons. NCBI's taxonomy places the organism in Eukaryota, Metazoa, Nematoda, Chromadorea, Rhabditida, Onchocercidae. Bases 1 to 204 code for a protein of 67 amino acids.
AUGAGAAUACAGGUACAUGCAGGAGGAUGUAGGUGUUGCGGGUGUUACAGAUGGUCACGAGUGAUGCAAGUGGUUGCAGAUGAUUACAGAAGGUUGCAGGUGGCUACGGAUGAUUACAGGUGGUUACAGGCAGUUUCAGAUGAUCGCAGAUGGUUACAGAUAACUACGGAAGAUUACAAAUGGUUGCACGAAGGCUACGGAUGA